Messenger RNA from Trichoderma asperellum CBS 433.97, 220 nucleotides. The record is from RefSeq and is a predicted model, not a curated record. Lineage: Eukaryota; Fungi; Ascomycota; Sordariomycetes; Hypocreales; Hypocreaceae.
AGUAAUAUGCCUUCAUGGCAACACCCGCCUCGAGGCAUGAAUUUGUUUGUUUGUUUGUUUGUUUGUUUGUUUGUUUGUUUUGAUGGAGAAACCCCAUCUUACAUGCAUAGCUUGCAUAGUGGUAAGGGUGUCGGAUGCAUGUAUGUAAUACUGGAUAAGCCGUAGGUUGUACAAAAGCUCAAGAUUCCAACCAAAACAGAGCCUGCCACACUUCCGCAUC